UAUGAUCCUCGAAAAGAAUGGGCCAACUGCACCUUUUUAUUAACCAUUCGAGACCAAGCAAACUGCGGCUCAUGCUGGGCAGUCUCUACAGCAGCUGCAAUAACGGAUCGUAUUUGUAUUGCUACCAAAGCUGAAAAACAGGUGUAUAUCUCUGCCACAGACAUUUUGUCAUGCUGCUCAAGAUGCGGUUUCGGAUGUGAUGGAGGCUGGCCUAUCGAGGCUUGGAAGUUUUUCAUAGAUGAUGGAGUCGUCUCUGGAGGAGACUAUCGCACUAAGAGAUGCUGCCGGCCUUACCCGAUUCAUCCAUGCGGACAUCAUGGCAACGAUACCUACUACGGAGAAUGUCCUAGAUCAGCGCCUACUCCACCGUGUAAGAGGAAGUGUCAAGCUGGAUUCAGGAGGCCGUACAGAUUGGACAAACGACACGGUAAAACUGCUUAUACCCUUCCACAAUCGAUUAGAGCCAUCCAAAGGGAUAUCUUGGAGCAUGGCCCUGUUGUAGCCACAUUUGCAGUCUAUGAAGAUUUUAAAGUUUACAAAUCAGGGAUCUAUAAGUAUACCGCUGGCAGCUUGCGAGGCUACCAUGCAGUGAAGAUGAUCGGUUGGGGAACAGAAAAUGGCACCGACUUCUGGCUCAUCGCUAACUCGUGGCAUAACGACUGGGGAGAGAAAGGAUACUUCCGCAUCAUUCGAGGACAGAACGAGUGUGGAAUUGAAGAGGAUAUUUCCGGUGGACUUAUCGACGUAGAUAGCCUCUAA
Haemonchus placei is the source of this 759-nucleotide messenger RNA. NCBI's taxonomy places the organism in Eukaryota, Metazoa, Nematoda, Chromadorea, Rhabditida, Trichostrongylidae. The record is from the annotation of a GenBank genome assembly.